Messenger RNA from Menidia menidia (Atlantic silverside), 5406 nucleotides. The record is from the annotation of a GenBank genome assembly. Lineage: Eukaryota; Metazoa; Chordata; Actinopteri; Atheriniformes; Atherinopsidae.
UUGGGAAUAUCUAGGCCGCCGUGCCUGGUUUGCCCGUUAACAUUCAGCGGCGUCGCGUCUCUAAAACGAGUCCUGAAAAUGUCUGCUAUGAAUAGAAAGGUGAUCCAGGCCCUCGCCGAAGCUAUCUCCAAAAAGGUGGAGCACUUCGACAAAAAAGAGACGGAGUGCCUCAUCUGGGAGUACAACGAGCUGGUGGGGGAGCAGCCCAGCCCCGGGAGGGCAUCAGCCGGCCUGGACAGAGGCCGGUUCAGGGGCAUCCUGCACAACCUGUUCGGGAUGACGGACGACAUGAUCAUGGACGGAGUCUUCAGGACGUUCGACAAAGACAACGACGGCUUCAUCUCCGUGGAGGAGUGGAUCGAGGGACUCCAAUGCCUGUCCCUGUUUUCUGCCGACUCAGACUGCUUCAACGUGUACGACCUGAACGGCGACAAGUACAUCGCCAGAGAGGAGAUGUUCCACAUGCUGAAGAACUGCCUCAUCCGGCAGCCCACGGAGGAGGACCCCGACGAGGGAGUCAAAGACCUGGUCGACAUCACGUUCAAGAAGAUGGACUGCGAUCAUGACGGCAGAAUGUCUUUUGAAGACUUUGAAACGGCUGUAAAGGAGGAGAAUUUAUUGCUUGAAGCCUUUGGGACGUGCCUCCCAGACUCCACGAGCAUUGAUAUGUUUGAGAAGCGGGUGUUUGAGGAAAAAGUGGAACAAUGAAGAAACCACAGAAUUCCUUGACUCGGACAUUUUGAUAAAAACGGUUAGAUUUGUUUAUAAUAUGAUGCAAAGGCUACAAAAAUAUAAACAUACUGCAAAAAACACAGUUCUUUGAAAGUCAUUAUCUGUUGUAGUAGGUGAUGUCUUGACAGGAGACUUGGAUUAUAUCCGCCGGCGGGGUUUAAUCUUUUUCUCUACAGGUUUGUGGUCUGAGGCCGAUUCCACCUGCUUCAUUGUGUUCCGGAUGAGGUUUACAGUUGUGUUCAGUGAUUCGUCCUCCAUGUUCAGCUUAGGCGACUCUGGCAGUUUUGGUCCGAUUAAGGGUCCAGUUUCUUCAGAAAUAGUCGACGAAUCUUGUGGAACCUCGUCCACUUUCCGUUUCCUGUUCUGCAAGUGUGCGGUUCUCGGUACAAAUCGGACCACAGAAGUCUGACUGGACGCCAGUUGGCUGUCUGUGCUUUGACCUCUGCUGGCCGUUUGGUCAGAGCUUAAACUCUCCAGCUGCUGUUGAUGUGUGUGAGGCGUGGCGUUAUGUAAAGUUCCCAUUUUGUCUUCCGUUGGCUGGUACUGAGGCCCGUAGAGACCAUGUUCUCGUGGAGGCGGUGGCAGCAGAGGGAAGCUUGAGUGGUGGGGAACACCUGAAGUCCCACCUGUACCGUCCCUGUAGGAGCUUUGAGGCUGUCCGGUGCGGGUCCGGUCCGGUGUGACCGUCUCCGACGGUGUGGGCCUCUCACAAAUCCUUUCUUUGUCUCUACUUUUCCUGGCUCUGUUCCGGGCUACUCUGGCCACGUAGCUCCUCCGGUCCUGCAGCUUUAGUCGCGUGUCCUCCACCGUCUCGUACUCCGGGACAUAGCACACGUGCAGGACCCCCCCGUAGAAGCUCUUCUCAUCCAGGUUCCGCUUCGCUGCUCUGGCACUGGUUAGUUUCUGAAACUUGACCAGGUAGACCUCGGUGAACUCCUCGGCGGGGUACUCGUCCAGAGGCCGGUACUCCUCCACGGCCCCGUACAGCGCGCACCGCUGGACCAGCUCCUCCAUGACGCCGAUGGCCGGGACGCCCUGGACCAUCAGGUAACGGGACUCCAAAUUGAUGGUGUACACACAUUGUUUUCUUUUGGAAGAACCAAGCCUUGGAGCUGUCUUGGGACGAUGGACCUCCCGUGUUCCUCAGCUGGACUCCAAAAAGAACCUCCUCCAGUCUGGACGACUACAACGUGGAGUUGUGUCGGCAACUCGGAGAGAAGCUUGGCCUAAAAGAAGGAGAGCAGGGCUUUCUGAGAGCCUGCAACCAAGUUUCUUCAUUGAAUCAAGUGACGGUGGAACCCCUCUCUUCUGAUGACUGGGAGAUCUUGGAGCUUCACAGUUCUGAACUGGAGCAGCAACUACUGGAUCAGAUCAGAGUUGUUUUCCAAGGAGCUGUACUUCCUGUUUGGGUGGACAAUCACACAGUCAUCUACAUCAGAGUAGCUUCGCUCUCCCCACUUGUGCCGUAUGGCCGCCUGGAGCAGUUCACAGAGCUCCUCGUGUCUCCGAAGCUCCGCGCUGGAGUUGGCAACCUCCCCGAUUCUUCUGACUUAAAUCAAGUUGUGAAUUACUCCUCCCCCUCAGCGCCAUCGUCAGAGACCACUUCCUCUUUCCCUCACAGCCAGCAAUGGGGUGGCAUUGCUGACUUAAAAAGCCUUCUCCGCCAUAUGAUAACGGGCUCUUAUGACCCGGUUAAAGAGCCACCGCCUGUACCCGACAUCCCAUCCCUCUUCCCUGACUCCACCUACAGAGUCUGCAACUCACCGCCCGACUCUCCGGGCAGCAUAAGCUACAUCCCCUCUGGUGUGAUCCACAUGUUUCCAUGGAGCCCUGCCCUGAACACCUCGCUAGUCGGGGGUCCGUCUCCAGUGACAUACGGCCUUCUCACUAAAGUUCCAUCCCCCAAAGAGAUGAGAGACCGAAAAAAGCAGAGCGUGGAGAAAAAGAAGAACGGAGGAGUUGGCAAAGAUGGUUCCCCGGCUAAUGAAGGGAAAGAUGAGGAAGGGAAGUUGGUCAGGGUAGUGUGCCAUAGCGUUGAAAUGCUGACAGACAGCAGGAUGUGUCACAGAAACAAAGAGAUCCACAGGGGAAGAGUAUGGAUCCCCGAGGCCAGUAAGUUAAAUAUUCAGCCACAUUCAGCAGUGAGGAUUAAACCUGUGAAAACAGCCGUCAAAGUGGCCUCUAAUAUUCGCUUACAGCCUCUGAAACCUCUGCCUGAGGAGAGUGAUGAGGAGAUCCAGGCCGCCUUCCUGGGCUGGCUCCACACGCAGAGCCAUCAGCCGCUGGCCUGCCUGAGCGAGCGCUCCGGCUCCGUCCUCCUGCACGGAAACGAGGCAAAGUUGGAGUUUGCUGUGACGGUGUUGAAACCGGAGCUGCAGAAUGACCCGGUGGACCAGCUCUUCCUCCUGACCCCCACCGUCCUCAAGAAGAGAGACAUACAGGUGGACAGACAACCGCUAGAAAUGCCUGAUGGGAACGCUGUGGCCGGAGAGCCCCAAACAGAGCUUCCCUCCCUCAGUCUUCUUGGAGGGGUUGAUGAGCUGAGCAGGACUGGAUUUGAGUUUAUCUCUCACAGCAUUCUGGGUAGUCCCCUCUCCAGAGAGCUCGGUAUCACUGGAAGAGGACUCCUAGGAGGAGCACUGCUCAUAACUGGUGCCAAGGGGAGUGGGAAGAGCACUUUGUCCCGAGCCCUGUGCAGGAAAGCCAGAGAGGAUUUGGACGCCCAUGUGGAGGCAGUGGACUGCAAAAUGCUACAAGGCAAAAAGUCAGAAACCGUGCGGCACAUUCUGCGGGAUGUUUUCGAGCAGGCGGAGUGGAAACAGCCCUCCGUGGUUCUGCUGGACGACCUGGACCAUGUGACCCGGGCCCCUUCCUCCCCGGAGCAGGAGCACGGCCCCGAGGCGCUGCUGCGCCUGCACAUCGCUCAGAGUGUGAAGGACGUGGUGGACGAGGUGGUGCUGGACUCCAGCCUGGUGUGCCUGGUCAUCACCAGCCAGAGCGAGGACUCGCUCCACCCGGCUCUGACCGAGGUGUCCGGGUCCCACUUCAUCCAGGGGACGGUCAACAUCCAGCCCCCAGACCAGGCCCAGAGGGCAGACAUCUUGCGACAUUUGAUCCAGAGGAAGUCUCUCCUGUCCGAGGACACCUUACACAGUCUUGACCUCAUGGCCGUUGCCAAGGAGACGGAGGGAUUUAUGGCCCAGGACCUCGCUUUGCUGUUAGAGCGUGCCACUCACGCCCACACAGUGCAAAUGGGACUCUGUGACCAAGGUGCAUGUCUGUCGAACAGAGACUUUGCUCAGGCUCUAAAGGGAUUCACGCCCCCCUCGCUGUGGGGGGCAGACCUUCACAGACCAGGGGGGGCUGGACUGGAGCGGGUGGGGGGGCUGAGCGAUGUGCGGCAGCAGCUGAUGGACACGAUUCUGCUGCCCGCUAAGUAUCCCAUCCUCUUCUCCAAACUUCCCAUUCGGCAUCGCUCGGGAAUUCUGCUCUACGGAGCGCCCGGAACGGGGAAGACACUGCUGGCCAGGGCGGUGGCCAAAGACAGCGGGAUGAACUUCAUCAGCAUUAAGGGACCUGAACUUCUCAGUAAAUACAUUGGAGCGAGCGAGCAGGGAGUCCGGGACGUUUUCCAGAGGGCCCAAGCUGCCAAACCGUGCAUCCUGUUCUUCGAUGAGUUUGACUCUUUGGCUCCGAGGAGGGGCCACGACAGCACAGGCGUCACCGACCGCGUGGUCAACCAGCUGCUCACCCAGCUGGACGGCGUGGAGGGACUCCAGGGUGUUUAUGUGCUUGCAGCCACCAGCCGUCCAGAUUUAAUUGACCCAGCCCUGCUGAGACCUGGACGCCUGGACAAGUCCCUCUACUGCCCUCCUCCUGACCACGAGGCUCGUGUGGAGAUCCUGAGGGCCCUGAGCGAGGGCAUGCCGCUGGCGCCGGACGUGGACCUGGAGCAGCUGGCGGCGCUGACGGAGACGUUCACCGGCGCCGACCUGAAGGGCCUUCUGUACAGCGCCCUGCUGGAGGCCGUCCACAGCCGGCUGGGAACGGCCUCACCGCACGAGCUGAACUCGGGCUCAGACAGCAACAUGAGCCUGUCCUCCAUGAUUUUCCCGAACAACAGCAGCGGUUCAGAGGACUCAGCGGCAGAGGGAGACCAGCGCACGGGCCUGAACCAGUCCAUGGUUCUUCUGGAGCCCAGUGAGCUUCACGUGGAGGACGAGGAGUCCCACGGCAACAUCUGGAGGCUGUACUUCGGAAGUUCUUAUGAGUCGGAGUCAGGAAACUCACCAAUUUCAAGACCGCAGAACUUGCCAUGCAUCUCAGGACCCAACUCCAAGACACACAGAUAUCUGGGAGCAUCAGACCAUGAGCCGGUUACCACUCUUCCUCCUGCUUACAUGUCCUCUAUCCAGAUAGGAUACGAAGAACUUGCCCCAGAGAAGCUGGAGCGCCUCCAAGAAGACAUCAGUAAUAUCAAAAAGAGCUACAAGAGAGCAAAUGAAGACUUUGUCUGGUCACAUGCUGCCUCCAGCCAACCCGGCCUGCAGCUUUCCUGGGCUCAUAUAAACUCCGCCAUAGCUGUAACCAGGCCCUCCCUCAGCCAGGCUGACUGGAGCAGAUACAAAAAACUAUAUGAAGACUUUGGCGGCUCAGGAGAAAAGAAAUUGGUCC